UGGCUUAACGCAUCAGAGAUUAAAUCUAUGCAUGGGAUUGUCAUGUUCAACUUUACACUCUAUUAUCAUUAUUAUUCAAUUCAAACCAUCACACACUUUUUAAUUUCUCAGUGGGUCUCCUUGCAAUUGCUGUUGCAUGCAUAACUGAAUAACAGAAUUAAGAAACGAAUCUGUAUAUUCAAUUCUCCCAUCACAUUUAUCCACUCUUUUCAUUCUAAUCCAAUUUCAUGACCAUCUUCUCCAACGUAAAAACAUUAAACAAAACACCAAGACCAUAAUAAGCAAGCAAGAUGGAGCGAAGACGGUCAAAUGAUCAUCAAAAUGUGGUGAUUUUGUUGGGUGUGAUGACGAUGUUGACGGCGACAUCAUCAUCAUCAUCAUCAUCAUCAGCAAGCAGCAGUAGCGUGGGAGUGAACUGGGGCACAAUGGCAACACACCAGUUGUCUGCUGCGAGCGUUGUUGAUAUGCUGAAAGACAACGGUUUCGACAAGGUGAAGCUCUUCGACGCCGACGAGACCAUCUUGGACGCAUUGUCCGGCACCGAUAUCGAGAUCAUGCUCGCCGUCCCCAACUACAUGCUCGCCGAGAUGAGCUCCGACGCCUCCGCCGCCGCCUCCUGGGUCGAUGCCAACGUCACCGCCUAUGCCUAUCCCGGUGGAGUCAACAUCAAGUACGUAGCCGUGGGGAAUGAGCCCUUUCUGAAGACGUACAACGGCACCUACUUGCAGCAGACCCUGCCGGCGUUGAAGAACAUCCAGGAAGCGAUCAACAACGCCGGCCUGGGAUCCAAGAUCAAGGCCACUGUUCCGUUCAACGCCGACAUCUACAACUCGCCGGAAUCCAACCCGGUGCCGUCCGCGGGCGACUUCCGCCCGGAGAUACGCGAUCUGACGGUCCAGAUCGUGCAGUACCUGUACUCGAACGACGCCCCCUUCGUGGUCAACAUCUACCCGUUUCUGAGCCUCUACAGCAACGCCUACUUCCCCCUCGACUUCGCCUUCUUCGACGGCUCCAACAAGCCGCUCCGGGACGGGAGCAGCGCGUACACCAACGUGUUCGACGCCAAUCUGGAUACCCUGCUCUGGUCCCUGAGCAGAGCAGGGUACCCCGAUAUGAAGAUCAUAGUGGGGGAGGUGGGAUGGCCCACCGACGGCGACAGGCAUGCAAACAUACAGAGCGCGAGGAGGUUCAACCAGGGCCUAAUCGAGCACGUGAUGAGCGGGCAGGGCACGCCUCUGAGAAAAGGCCGAAUAGAUGUGUAUCUAUUCAGCCUGAUCGACGAGGACGCCAAGAGCAUCGCCCCAGGGAGCUUCGAGCGCCACUGGGGGAUGUUCGAGUUCGACGGGAAGCCUAAAUACGAGCUCGAUCUCUCGGGCUCGCAGCAGAGCAGGGGCCUGGUGGCCGUGCAGGGGGUGCGCUACAUGGUGCGGCGGUGGUGCGUGCUGGACCCGCGCGCCGAGGAUAUGGAGUGGGAGCUGGCGAAGAACAUAGACUACGCGUGCAGCCUGUCGGACUGCACGGCGCUGGGGUACGGGUCGUCGUGCAAUCACCUGAGCGUGCAGGGGAACGCGUCGUACGCCUUCAACAUGUACUAUCAGCUGAAGGAUCAGAACGAGUGGGACUGCGAUUUCUCGGGGCUGGCCGUCAUCACGGACCAGGAUCCCUCCGAUAGCACCUGCAGGUUUCCGGUCAUGAUUGCGUACGGCAAUCGCCCCGUGCUCAUGCUGCACAAGAAAUUGGUUAACGUUUUGCUUGUGGUUCUUCAAGGCUGUAUAGUGUUUCUGCUUCUUGUGUCUUAGCUUCUUUUCGGAUUAAUUUAGGACACGAACACACUUUUUCUAGUUAAUCACGUUUGUUUUUCUCUCUGUCUCAGGAGAAAGGGGUGUGUUUUUGUGUUGGACCCCGUUUCAGACCUGGAUUUGUAUCGUCAUUCUUAGCUUCUUCAAAUUUUUUUGAAAGACCAUCAAUCUUCUGCAGCUUAAUUAGACUAAUUUAUGUGA
Messenger RNA from Salvia miltiorrhiza (redroot sage), 2000 nucleotides. RefSeq names its product glucan endo-1,3-beta-glucosidase 8. The record is from RefSeq and is a predicted model, not a curated record. The transcript has 2 exons. Gene Ontology annotation, molecular function: hydrolase activity, hydrolyzing O-glycosyl compounds. Bases 291 to 1799 code for a protein of 502 amino acids. Gene Ontology annotation, cellular component: plasma membrane. NCBI's taxonomy places the organism in Eukaryota, Viridiplantae, Streptophyta, Magnoliopsida, Lamiales, Lamiaceae. Gene Ontology annotation, biological process: carbohydrate metabolic process.